Messenger RNA from Papilio polytes (common Mormon), 921 nucleotides. RefSeq names its product homeotic protein female sterile-like. Lineage: Eukaryota; Metazoa; Arthropoda; Insecta; Lepidoptera; Papilionidae. The coding region runs from base 55 to 513 and encodes 152 amino acids. The record is from RefSeq and is a predicted model, not a curated record. The transcript is spliced from 4 exons.
GUGUGCUAAAGCCAGUUCUGAAGCAGCAUCUGUGGAGGUAACACGUCGCUCGACAUGCAGUGCGUCACUCUUUUCGUGUUAGUCGGCGUCGCGGCCGUGGUGCUUGCAGAUGGCCAGUUCUACGUCCCACGUGCAUAUUACACGAUAGACUCUGAGGGGCACGCGUCUGCGCCGGUGCCACUGCGGAGGCUGCGCCGCUCCGUGAACCCCUACCCCUAUCCAUACAGCGGCGCGGACGCGACCGCUAACGCUAACGCCAAUGCUUACAGUUGGGGCGGUGGUGAAGCUCGCGCCAAUGCGAACGCCAAUGCGUACGCGGGCGCGGGCUCCGGCGGCUGGAGCUUACCGCAGGGGGGCUACGGCGCAUCUAAUCCUGUCGCACUACAAGCUGGUGGUUUCCGUCGUCAGUUUGGCCCUGUGUCCGGUGGUCGUUCUGUUUCAGCGAGCUCCUCUGUAGGAUUAGACUCGUCGGGACAGGGAUACUACGAUCAAUACACUUCUGUCUCUAAUUAAAACUCUAUACAAAAAACGGUUACGCAUAACACUUAAAGUAAUUCAACAAGUUUUUACCAAGUUCAUUCUUAACGAACUCUAUUUUAUUGUUAACCACUUGUAAACGUCUAAACACUGCAAUGGAAAGUUUUUUUUGCAAAAAUUACGUAACCACGAAACAAGUUUCUCGAAGAGAUGGGUGAUAAUUUAAAUUUAAAAUUAUUGUUCAUUAAACAUGAAUACAAAAUAAUAUUUUAGCAUCGAAUGAAUCAUGCUGUAAUAAAAAUUUAUCACCGAAAACUUGAUAGAAUAUAAAUGUGGUGUUGUGUUUGGAUGACAUUACAGGUGGGAUACUUGAUUAGCUAGAUUAUUAAUAGUAAUCAUGGAUGGAUGAUAACAUGAACUAAUAAAAUAACAAACAUUAUUAAU